UUUCUGUGGCUGAUUGGGUAAUUAAAGACGUGUCGCUUACUGUAGUUAAACGUUACGACAAAACCCUAGUUGUCGUGGUAAAUAAAUAACUUAAAGGGUUGUAUUUGCCGUAGCCAAUAUUAUUAUUAUUAUUUUUUUUAAUACGUCUAGAUUUUAUUUUUUUCAAUUGAGUUUAGUAAGCUAUGGCCGAUAUCGACAAGCUUAACAUAGACAGUAUCAUCCAGCGCCUGUUGGAAGUGAGGGGCUCUAAACCAGGCAAGAAUGUACAGCUUCAGGAAAAUGAGAUUCGGGGGCUUUGCCUCAAAUCCCGUGAAAUAUUUCUUAGCCAGCCCAUUUUGCUAGAACUUGAAGCUCCUCUUAAAGUAUGUGGCGAUAUCCACGGGCAGUACUAUGACUUGCUUCGAUUGUUUGAAUACGGGGGCUUCCCACCUGAGAGCAACUACCUGUUUCUGGGUGACUAUGUGGACCGAGGGAAGCAGUCUUUGGAGACAAUCUGCCUACUCCUAGCAUACAAGAUCAAAUAUCCAGAGAACUUUUUCCUGUUGCGAGGAAACCAUGAGUGUGCCAGCAUCAACAGAAUAUAUGGCUUUUAUGAUGAAUGUAAAAGGCGAUACAACAUCAAGUUAUGGAAAACCUUUACAGACUGCUUUAACUGCCUACCAAUAGCAGCUAUUGUGGAUGAAAAGAUCUUCUGUUGUCAUGGGGGUCUGUCUCCUGAUCUUCAGUCAAUGGAGCAGAUCAGGCGGAUCAUGCGCCCCACUGACGUACCGGACCAGGGUCUGCUGUGUGAUCUGCUCUGGUCUGAUCCAGACAAGGAUGUGCUGGGCUGGGGGGAGAAUGACAGAGGGGUCUCCUUCACAUUUGGCGCUGAAGUAGUUGCCAAAUUCCUACAUAAACACGACUUGGACCUAAUAUGUCGAGCCCAUCAGGUUGUGGAAGAUGGCUAUGAGUUCUUUGCAAAAAGACAGUUGGUGACUUUAUUUUCUGCACCCAACUACUGUGGAGAAUUUGACAACGCUGGGGCCAUGAUGAGUGUUGAUGAAACCCUCAUGUGUUCUUUUCAGAUUUUAAAACCGGCAGAGAAGAAAAAGUCCAAUGCAAGUCGGCCUGUCACACCGCCAAGAAACAUGGUCACAAAACAAGCCAAGAAAUAGGACCGUCUGGCAGUGCUCAGUUGGACUUGUAAAAUACAAUCUCUCUCUUUUGUAAUGUGUAUCGAUUUGGCUUGCCUGGAAUAGGUUGUUCAGUGGUUUCUCUGACAUGGUGGGUUGGGGGGGGGGCCCAAAAAAACUUUUGCAACAGGAAUGAGAGGACUGCUACUCCAAGAUGACGAGUGAAAUUUUAAAUACAUUUUAUAGCUCUUGAAACUAAAUGGUUGUUCAACCUGCAGCAGACUUGUCUGUACCCUCCACUGCAGCCAGGCUUCAUAAGGUUUUUUCAGCUCAUAUCUGGUACAGCCACAAACUGAUUGUAAAUGGGUCAUUUUUAGCUUUGUUAGGAGCCUAAGAAGAUAAGUUAGUUAUGUGGUUUAAUUAAACAAUAAGACCUUCAUAACUUCACUGCAAGUUUUGACACCGGCAUAACAAUUUAUUCAAACCACUAUGAACUGUAAUAGCUUAGUAUACCUUUUAUUUUUUAUUUUUUUUUAUUACUUUGUCAUAAAGGAUUUUAGUUUUAGGUUGUGUUUUUAAAUGUAAACCCAAUUGUCUUGUAUAGUUGUCUUCAGAAACAACCCUCCAUUUUUGCCAGCAUCACUGAAUUGGUGUAUGUUUGAUUUUUAAGCACACUUCCUGUACUGUAUUCUUUAAAUGAAUAAAGCAGUUAUUUUAA
Messenger RNA from Acipenser ruthenus (sterlet), 1830 nucleotides. Its product is annotated as serine/threonine-protein phosphatase PP1-gamma catalytic subunit A. Gene Ontology annotation, molecular function: protein serine/threonine phosphatase activity. The coding region runs from base 183 to 1154 and encodes 323 amino acids. Lineage: Eukaryota; Metazoa; Chordata; Actinopteri; Acipenseriformes; Acipenseridae. Gene Ontology annotation, cellular component: cytoplasm; nucleus. The transcript has 7 exons. The record is from RefSeq and is a predicted model, not a curated record.